AUGAUGGAGUACGAGAAUAAGCUGCGGCUGCACUCUAACCCAGAUAAAGUUUUCCGAUACUUUGCCACGGUGCAAGCAGUAACAGACGAUGACCGGGCGAACGAGGUCUACAUGACGCCCAACGAUCUGAUCAGGUCGCUCACUCCCGGCGGAGAUCUCCAGCCAAGCAACUUGCAGCUCGAUCAGUACAAGAAGAUCAAGACAGAAAGAAAAGCGCUGAAAAUGUCGAAAAAGGAUCUUUCGAAGCUGGAGCCGACCUUUCAGAAUCUCGGCGGCUACAUCAACUUCGAAGACUACAUGUUCAUUUUGAUGCUGUUGACGACGCCUCGGCGCAACUUCGAGAUCGCCUUCCGGAUGUUCGACCUCGACGGAAACGGCGUAGUCGACUCUGCCGAGUUCGAAAAAGUCACAGAGACGAUCAUGAAAGGAAAGGUUUUUAACCCCGGGAAAGGAAACACUGUCGUCAAACGUCACCGAAAGAAACGCCAGUCAAAUAUUUCUGCGUUUUUCUUUGGCGAAGACAAAUCCCGUUCGCUCUCUUCGCAGGACUUCACCAAGUUCCAAGAGGAGCUCCAGAAAGAUAUUUUGAAGAUGGAGUACGACUUGCUCGAAAAGGGCGAAAACGAAAUCGCCAAAAUGAAAGACUUUGGAAUGAUGUUGAUCGAGCACGCGCGCAUGGACCCGGACAAGACCAAAAAGAUCCGCAAACGACUGAAUAAGUUUUAUAAAAAGAAAAAGGUGAAAACUGUCAAUGAAGAAACUGGGGAAGAAGAAAUCCACUUCGAGCAGAGAAUUGACCCGGGUAUUCACUUCGACGAAGUUCUGAAUUUCUUCAAUUUCAUAAAAUCGAUCCAUGAAAUCGAGAUCGCGUUUACUUUCUUCGCCAUGGCCGGCAAAGAAGUCAACGAAGAAAUGAUGACGUCGAUUGCGAAAACAGUUUGUGGUGUCGAUCUCAAGCCAGAGCUGGUGGAAAUGAUCUUCCUCAUUUUCGAUGAAGACGGGAACGGAACCCUUUCGCACAAGGAAUUCAUCGACGUCAUGAAGAAGCGGCUGAUUCGUGGGCUGGACUCAAAGCGAGAGCUCGGUGUCUGGAACAAGUUCUCGGCACUGAGCGUCUGUGGCUACGAGGCGUUCGCCCCUGAGUCCGUCAAAGUCUUCGCCGAAACUGUCAAGUCCGGAAUGAGCCAAGAAGGAAGCACGAGUUCUUUCGGCGAUUAA
Molecule: messenger RNA, 1218 nt
Organism: Oikopleura dioica
Lineage: Eukaryota; Metazoa; Chordata; Appendicularia; Copelata; Oikopleuridae
Source: the annotation of a GenBank genome assembly